This is a messenger RNA of Exophiala oligosperma, 558 nucleotides long. RefSeq lists its product as uncharacterized. Gene Ontology annotation, molecular function: CoA-ligase activity. The coding region runs from base 1 to 558 and encodes 185 amino acids. Lineage: Eukaryota; Fungi; Ascomycota; Eurotiomycetes; Chaetothyriales; Herpotrichiellaceae. Gene Ontology annotation, biological process: secondary metabolic process. The record is from RefSeq and is a predicted model, not a curated record. The transcript has 2 exons.
AUGGCGGGCCUCAGCCGCAGCAAAAUCUACCUUUUGAGGGGACUGUCUCAGAAGAGCAGAACGGUUUGCAAAAAUUGGACGAAAAUCCUUGCAAGUACGGCUGAAGCACAUGACUGGAGAUGGGAGGAGCUUGGAGAUGGGGCAGCAACCGAGAUAGCACCCAUCAACUUUUCGAGUAGCAUAACAGGCGUCGUUAAAGGAGUGGACAAUACCCGAAACAUUCAACGUUUUCGAACUACUACGGUCCAAAAGAUACCCCUUGCCAUGUUCAUGCUGGCCAAGCUCCCUAAGGAUCAACGGAAUAUGAUCGAUAUUAGUUCCUUAAGGAACGUCAUGGUUGGGGCUAGACCAAUGUCGAUCAUGAUCGAAGGGGAUGUCAUCAAAGCCUUUGGCGUGUAUGUCUCCUGGGCAUGGGGAAUGACGGAGAGCACAUGUGUUGGGACCAUCACGCUGCCAGACACGAGAAACGUCAGCGGCAGUGUCAGAUACCUGAUCGCUAACACAAUGGCGAAGCUAGUGGAUGAGGACGGAAAACGAAGUCCUGGGCGGACCUUGUGA